Haliotis rubra (blacklip abalone) is the source of this 1129-nucleotide messenger RNA. RefSeq lists its product as uncharacterized. The record is from RefSeq and is a predicted model, not a curated record. NCBI's taxonomy places the organism in Eukaryota, Metazoa, Mollusca, Gastropoda, Lepetellida, Haliotidae. The transcript has 3 exons. The coding region runs from base 131 to 1018 and encodes 295 amino acids.
CUUUGAGGCCCGUAAAUUGCGCGUGCAGUCCGUGUUCGCACGUGGGUUAUGCCCACGAGACUUUAGGUUCAGUGAAGCUGAGUCGCCCGCUGAGCGAGCUGCUUGUACUAGCUCCCGCUACACGUCCGCCAUGUUGCAACAAAGGACUUUCGUCAAACUAGCGAUGGCACUUUCAGUACUGGCCAUCAUCGGUUUCUUCACCACUAGGAUUCCCAUGGCUAACCUAACCAAUUCCAGGUCAGCUGCAUAUGAACGGUCAGUAUUCCAAGGUGGAUUCAUGGCAGCCGACCAAGGUGGUUUCAUGGCAGCCGACCGGUUAAGAAAACAGAGGAAUAAGCUGUCGGAGAUACUGAACACUGCGAGGAGAGAACUGGCGAUUAUGAGUUGUAAAAUGAUCGAAAUGACUACAAAAUCCAAUACGUCUUCUGUUGCUGUUACUGGCGGGUGGUGCAAACACUCAAGUUCAUCCACAGGUGGGCAGCAUCUGUUUGACAAACCUCUGGCAGGCUACCUUGCACUUUUCUUUCAAAACCAAACAGUUGCGAGUUUCGGGGAUGGUCCGGGCGACUACAAGAAGUUUCUGGACUCGACCAAUCGACUUCGUGCAUACGAUGCUUUUGAUGGCGCCCCCUAUGGGCGGGAAACAAGCGGUGGAGUAGUUCAGUUUGCUGAUCUAACGGUUCCCCUGUACGGACUUCCGCUGUACGACUGGAUCAUAAGUCUGGAGGUGGCAGAACAUAUUCCAAGUAAGUCUGAAGACGUCUACAUUGACAACAUCGUGCGUCACGCAAAGAAAGGCAUAGUACUGAGCUGGGCAGUGCCUGGUCAAGGAGGUCUUCAACACAUAAACAACAGACCCUUGGCGUAUGUACAGAAUCUUUUAUCGAGCAAAGGAUUUGAUACUGAUAUUGUGGCGAGCAAGCAACUUCAAGAAAAGGCAACCUUUCCAUGGCUGAAGAAAAAUGUUUAUGUCUACAGGAGGAGGUUUAACAGUGUGGCCGAUCCAAUAGAUACAUAAAUGCUUGAUGUUUUCGAAUUCCGGAACAACAGUGGUAAAAUGGGUAACGUGUACAAAGUGUGCUAUAUUUUGUUUCGAGGAAUGUAAGAUCAAUAAACUGAACUACUUACA